CCUUUGUCAGUGUAUUUUCGGUCCCUCCUUGGUUGUAUCUAGCGAAUUCGAGGUUGUUCGGGGGUGGAAGAGUAAAUUUGGCAGGACCUUUUGCCUUCCUUGUAUAAACUAUUCGCCCCAUCCUCACCUACAAAAAGGACCAAGCACCGAAACAUCUUCACCUCUUCCGCACACAAAGAUCUGUUGGUUUCUUCGGUUUCAUCGAUCUCCUGUUUUCGUUGAUUUGUGGAUAAGGUCAAGGAAGGACAUGUGUGGCGGCCUCCGGAAAGUUUCUCCGCCGGCUGGCGAAGAUCCCAAGCAUCCGCCGGUGGCGGAGGAUGCUGCGCUGCUCCUAGAGCUUGCUGCUUCAGAUGACGUCGCUGCCUUCAAGCGGGCAGUGGAGGAGGGACGGCCGCUCGAUUCCUCCGCUCCCUGGUACGUUCGUUCUCCCGGCCGAGGUAUGGGAUACCAGCAGCGUACGCCGCUUAUGAUUGCGGCCCUCUAUGGUAGCACCGCCAUCAUCGACUACAUCCUCGCCGCACGUCCCGCUGAGGCUGCCCGGAGCGCUGCCUCCGACGGCACCACGGCUCUCCACUGCGCCGCUGCCGGCGGCUCCGCGGAUUCUCUCGAUGCCGUCAAGCUCCUGAUCGGCGCCUCAGGGGACGCCGUCGAUGCCCUCGAUGCGAGCGGCAACCGCCCUGGUGACGUCAUCGCCCGGCAGUUUUCGAACAGCGUGGCUAAAUCUCUCGAAGUUAUCCUAAAGGCCCCGUGUUGCCCUAGUGUCGCAUCGCCAAAUAAGGAAGAGACGGCUAAACAAGGAGAGAAGAAGGAAUAUCCGUUGGAUUUGACGCUACCCGACAUCAAGACCGGGAUUUACGGCACCGACGAGUUCCGGAUGUAUACUUUCAAGAUCAAGCCGUGCUCUCGGGCUUACUCCCACGAUUGGACGGAGUGCCCCUUUGUACAUCCUGGCGAGAACGCCCGGCGCCGAGAUCCGCGAAAGUUAUCGUAUAGCUGCGUUCCGUGCCCUGAGUUCCGCAAAGGAUCUUGCCGGAACGGCGAUUCCUGCGAGUACGCCCACGGCGUGUUCGAGAGUUGGCUCCACCCUGCUCAGUAUCGGACUCGGCUGUGCAAGGAUGAGACCGGCUGCAAUCGUCGGGUUUGCUUCUUCGCCCACAAACAAGAAGAACUUCGAUCCGUGAAUCCCUCGGCGGCAUCAGUUGGCGGAAUGGUGUUGCCCUCGUCGAGGUCGUCGUCGCCAGGCCUUUCUUCUCUGGACAUGGCCACGGCGUUCAUGAUGAUGCAGCAGCCCGGUUCUCCCAUGUCCCCCUCGGCUUCGUCAGCUUCAUCGCUGUGGAUGAACCCAACCGGCGGUGCCAUGACACCUCCAGCCUUGCAGUUGCCGAGCAGCAGACUGAAGGCUUCGCUGAGUGCCAGAGACAUGGAUUUCGACCUCGAUUUACUCGGAUUGGAAGGAUAUCAGCAGAAGCUCAUCGAUGAAAUCACCAGAACUUCGUCACCCCGUGCAAAUUGGGGCUCGAACAACCUAGCGGAAGCAUCUCGCUCUUCCGAACUCAGCGAUAUGUUGAGGCAUGUAGACCCAUCGCUGCUAACUCAGUUGCAGGGUCUCUCCAUGAGGCAGUCAGCUCCUCAAUACCAAUCCGCGCCUGGUCUCCAAAAGCACCAGUCGCAGUUGCUCUCUGGAAUCGGAGGCGGCCUUUCUUCUUCCCCGCCGGUGAACGCGACGUCAUCGUUUGGCCUCGACCCCUCCAUGGCGAAAGCCAUGAUGAACUCGAGGGCUUCUGCUUUCGCCAAGCGAAGCCAGAGCUUCAUCGAUCGUGGGACAUCUACCGGCCGCUCGUCUACCCUCUCCCCAAUCACUGCUCCACAUGCGGCCGACCUCACGGACUGGGGCUCGCCGGGCGGUAAGCUUGAUUGGGGCAUCCAAGAAGAGGAGUUGUCGAAGCUGAGGAAAUCUGCCUCCUUUGCCUUCCGUGGCAACCAAGCAGCCACCUUUGGAGGCGUCUCCGCCACAGCCGCUGCCACCCUGCCGUCCACGAUUGACGAACCGGACUUAUCCUGGGUGCAAUCUCUGGUAAAGGAUGCUCCUAUGGCACCAAUUGGACAGAGACUCUCCGCUGCCGGCGGUGAGCAGCAAAACGGCUACCAACUUAGCACCGGCGGUGAGCAGCAAAAUGGCUACCAACUUAGCACCGGUGGUGACGUCUUCUCUCCAUGGGCGGAGGAGAAGAUCAUGGCGUAAAGGAAUUCGUUGCCAUCAAUUCAACGACGAUGAAGAAUUACAAAAAUAUUUCAAUCUGACUAGUUCUUUUCUUCAUUAUAUCUUUUGAAUCCAGAUUAUAAUUUUUAGCAGGAACGCCUGGAAGAUGCCCGAAGGGAGUCUGAGCUUGUUAAUGGCGGCCUGCGAGUUCUUUCAUUCGUAUAUUAUAGCUUAAUUGCAUGGAUUAUAAAAAUCUGAAUAGGAUAUAUAUAUGAACAGGAAGAGAAUAACAGAGAUCUAAUCUCUCUUGUUUUAGAUCUUCGGAUCAUCUUUAACUUCAUGUCGUGCUUAUUUGUAAAUCUAUCAUUUGCUCCUAAUCUUACUAUUUGUGUACUAUUAUUCCC
Messenger RNA from Zingiber officinale, 2604 nucleotides. Its product is annotated as zinc finger CCCH domain-containing protein 33-like. NCBI's taxonomy places the organism in Eukaryota, Viridiplantae, Streptophyta, Magnoliopsida, Zingiberales, Zingiberaceae. Bases 248 to 2242 code for a protein of 664 amino acids. Gene Ontology annotation, molecular function: metal ion binding; protein binding. The transcript is spliced from 2 exons. The record is from RefSeq and is a predicted model, not a curated record.